Ochlerotatus camptorhynchus is the source of this 1725-nucleotide messenger RNA. It is a transcript of the gene Chd64, whose product is annotated as calponin 3. The transcript is spliced from 2 exons. Gene Ontology annotation, cellular component: actin cytoskeleton. Bases 148 to 714 code for a protein of 188 amino acids. Gene Ontology annotation, molecular function: actin filament binding. NCBI's taxonomy places the organism in Eukaryota, Metazoa, Arthropoda, Insecta, Diptera, Culicidae. The record is from RefSeq and is a predicted model, not a curated record. Gene Ontology annotation, biological process: actin filament organization.
UUAUUAUUUUUUCAAUUCGUAAAGUGUCAAACCUUUCAAUAAAAGUUCAAUUUCUACAUUUCGCGCGCAAUAGCCAUCGUUUAAUCAUUUAACGACCUAUCCUAGCGUCAGUUUAAACAACAUCAGCCAACCACAAUCAACUUCAUCAUGUCGGUCAACCGUGCUCCAAAAUCCGGAUUCGCUGCCGAAGCUCAGAGAAAGAUUAACUCCAAAUACAGCGAAGAGCUCGCAGCCGAAUGUCUAGAAUGGAUCAAGGAAGUCACCGGCGAACCGAUCAACACCUCCGGCGAGAUGGACAAUUUCUACGAGGUGCUCAAGGAUGGUGUCCUGCUGUGUAACCUGGCCAACGCGAUCGAUGUCGGUACGGUCAAGAAGGUCAACACCAGCAAAAUGGCCUUCAAGUGUAUGGAGAACAUUUCCGCUUUCCUGGAGGCGACGAAAAAGUUUGGCGUUCCCCCGCAGGAAACCUUCCAGACCGUCGACUUGUGGGAACGGCAAAACCUGAACUCGGUAGUCAUCUGCCUUCAGUCGCUCGGCCGGAAAGCCGGUAAGUAUGGAAAGCCUUCGAUCGGACCAAAGGAAGCGGACAAGAACGAACGCCAGUUCAGUGAUGAACAGCUGCGGGCUGGACAGACGGUCAUCUCGCUGCAGUACGGCUCCAAUAAGGGUGCAACCCAAAGUGGCAUCAACUUUGGCAACACCAGACAUAUGUAAGGUUAUUCCACUUCAUCCUGUGUAUUCGUUAUUUUCCGUAAAGUACUUCCUGCGAUCUAACGAUCGUUGAGGUUUUAAGAGAUAAGAAAAAAAAACAGUUGAAUUUUCCACACAACGACUAGGGCAGCAGACAAGCAUGGUUACUAUCGGAGAUAGAUUUUACCACUUAAGUCAUUGUUAGAGGGCAAACAAGCUUCAAUCGAUGUUAAAAUAUGAAAUUAAAUAAAAAAAAGUAUAAAGUGCAUUUGAUCGUUCGUGUAGGCCUUAAAAAUGUUAUAACGAACAAAUGAAAUUUUCUCUACAAAUUUCCGAUUACACGCAAGAUUAGUCUUCCUAGGGGUAAGACGGUGACACAAAACAGAAAUAGAGUGCUCUUAGAGAAAACCUGAACGUAGAUCAAAGUGGUGCAACAUUCCAAACAUUCCAGCUGGGCAAAACAAAAAUGACAACAAUAGUAGCACUUAAAAAUCGCAUUCCAAUCUACCAACAGCUGAUGUUAGCCUUCAAGCCAAAUUAGCGAAAACGUACUAAAUAUUUACAAAAAAAAUAUAAGAAAUUAGGUGCCAUCAGCAACCAGCACAGUAGCGAAAAGAAUUAAUCUAUUUAUGAGUGUCAAAAGAACGUAUUAAGCAACUCUAAAGUAUAUACCAACCAAUUACAAUUCAUGCUAAACAGCAAGAGAACAUCAUAGGUACUGGAGUUAGGUUACUUAGAGUAGUAUAUUUCGAUUUGAUUGACAUUGAAAUACACACAAAAUGAUGGCCUUAAAAACAAACCAAUCAGACAGCUUGAAACUAUUUAUGCUAUUUUUUAUAUCAGUAUUUUUUUUGUCACCUGAAGUGUUUAAAACAUUUUCAGUGGUACGAUAAAAGUUUUGCCAUUUCUGCCUUUACAUUUUUCUUCUUCAUUUUUUAUGCUAUUUAUCAGAUGUCCUGAGCCAGGUCUAUGCUCUUUUCGGUAAUUUUUCCGUUUUUUCAGUUAAUAUAAUUUAAAAAUAAACAUUUAAAUAAA